Molecule: messenger RNA, 201 nt
Organism: Adineta steineri
Lineage: Eukaryota; Metazoa; Rotifera; Eurotatoria; Adinetida; Adinetidae
Source: the annotation of a GenBank genome assembly
AUGUUAUUCACAGCCAAUAUAUUAACACCAUCACCAUUAUUAUUAUCUAUCGAUGUAAAUCAUUUUGCAGCUGAUCCAACAGCACAGCUGAUCUCAUUAUUAAUACCUUCAUCCUCAUCGAUAUCAUCAUCCUUGUCAUCUAUUACUAUUGAUAAACCAGCAACUACUUCUUCACCGAUUCUUUCACCAUCAACAUCUUGA